Molecule: messenger RNA, 2769 nt
Organism: Micropterus salmoides (largemouth bass)
Lineage: Eukaryota; Metazoa; Chordata; Actinopteri; Centrarchiformes; Centrarchidae
Product: transmembrane protease serine 9-like
Exons: 11
Coding region: 36-1787 (583 amino acids)
Biological process (GO): proteolysis
Molecular function (GO): serine-type endopeptidase activity
Source: RefSeq, a predicted model, not a curated record
UAUAAAUGCAGCUGCAUUUCUGAUGAUUGCAGCUGAUGACUCUGACUUCAGCGAUGGCUUUCUGCAAAGUGAUCUGUGUGGCAACUCUGCUGACUCUCCUGUCACAAGAGUCUCAGUCACAACUAAGUGUGUGUGGUAAACCUCCAUUCAACACCAAGAUUGUUGGAGGACAGGUGGCCUCUGCAGGCAGCUGGCCCUGGCAGGCCAGUCUGCGAACCUCUGGGUUCCACUUCUGUGCAGGAACCCUCAUCAACAAUCAAUGGGUGCUGACUGCUGCUCACUGCUGCGCAAGAUCAGGCGUAAGCACGAGCACUCUGACUGUGUCUCUGGGUCUCCAGAGUCUACAGGGAUCAAACCCCAACCUAGCGUUGCGGACAGUAUCACAGAUCAUCAUUCAUCCCAACUUUAACAUUGCAACUUUUAACAACGACAUCUGCCUCCUGAGGCUCUCCUCACCCGUGACUUUCACCACCUACAUUCAGCCCGUCUGUCUGGCAGCCACAGGCAGCACCUUCUACAAGGGGACUCUCUCCUGGUCCACCGGCUGGGGCAAUGUUGGAACUGGAGUUUCCCUUCCUUUCCCACAACACCUAAUGGAGGUGCAGCUGCCGAUUGUAGGAAACAGAGAGUGUAACUGUAACUACGGAGUGGGUGUGGUCACAGACAACAUGAUGUGCGCAGGGUUCAGUGCUGGAGGGAAGGGCAUCUGUCAUGGGGAUGGAGGAGGUCCGCUGGUGAGCAAGCAGGGCGGUCGCUGGAUCCAGGGGGGAAUCGUGAGUUUUACCAGUAGUCUGGGCUGUGCCGUGCCUAAUCGCCCAUCAGGCUACACCCGAGUGUCCCAGUAUCAGUCCUGGAUCAACAGCCAGAUCACCAGCAACCAGCCAGGCUUCCUCACCUAUAUCUCCACUGGGACUGAUGGUGACCUCAGCGUUAGCUGCCCUGGCCUGCCACUAUCAAUACCCCAAGUGUGUGGUCUGCCACCAUUCAACACCAAGAUUGUUGGAGGACAGGUGGCCUCUGCAGGCAGCUGGCCCUGGCAGGCCAGUCUGCAAAGGUCUGGGUUCCACAUCUGUGGAGGAACCCUCAUUAACAACGACUGGGUGCUGACUGCUGCUCACUGCUGUGCAAGAUCAGACGUAAGCACGAGCACUCUGACUGUGUCUCUGGGUCUCCAGAGUCUACAGGGAUCAAAUCCCAAUCAGGUGUCUCGGACAGUAUCACAGAUCAUCAUUCAUCCCAACUAUAACUCUGUAACUUUGGACAACGACAUCUGCCUCCUGAAGCUCUCCUCACCGGUGGCUUUCACCACCUACAUCCAGCCCGUCUGUCUGGCAGCUCCAGGCAGCACCUUCUACAAGGGGACUCUCUCCUGGGCCACCGGCUGGGGUAGAAUUGGAACUGGAGUGCCCCUUCCUUCCCCAGGAAACCUAUUGGAGGUGCAGCUGCCGAUUGUGGGGAACAGACAGUGUAGCUGUACCUAUGGACCGAGCAUCAUCACAAGCAACAAGAUGUGCACCGGGUUUAGUACUGGAGGAAGGGACAUCUGUCAGGGGGAUGGAGGAGGUCCGCUGGUGAACAAGCAGGCCGGUCGCUGGAUCCAGGGGGGAAUCACGAGUUUUACCAGUAGUCUGGGCUGUGCCCUGCCUAAUUUCCCAUCAGGCUACACCCGAGUGUCCCAGUAUCAGUCCUGGAUCAACAGCCUGAUCACCAGCUUUCAGCCAGGAUACUACACCUACACGUCCACUGGGAUUGACGGUGACCUCAGCGUCACCUGUACACCACCAUGAAGCACACCCUAACGGUGAUCUGGUGGUGAGCAGGGCGGCUCUGGUUCCAGGCAGCAGUGUUAUUAGUAAACAACGCCACCUUCCUGGCUCAGACAGUGGAGACUCCACCAGCACCACCAGCAACAGCACAGCUGCCGGCGAUUUACUAACUACCAGCAGAGGCGCUCCUACUCAAUCCCCGUUCUUCUUCUUUCUUAUCUUCUCUGUGUGAUAGAUUCUGGAUGGCAACUGCUUUCUCUCUAUAAUGAAGGAUGUAAAAUCAAUAAAUGAAUGACAAUGAAUUGUUUAAGCAGCACCGAGCAAACGUAGGUAUAUGUAGCCUGGCAUACCAGCGUGUCAUUGUUUUUGAAGGAUGUUAUGCAAAGACAAAUCGAUGAUUUUGCAUUUAAAUAAAACUACCCCAAAAAUAAAAUCUGACAGUGUCUCAUGCUGUCAUGGAAUUUCUUACAGUAGUUAACAAAUGGAUUAAAAAACUCAGGUCAAAGGAACACAUGUCCAUCAUCUGCCUAUUUGUGCUACUGUACCUUAAUGUACAAAUACAUCUAAAGUGAUACCCAAAACAUUAGCUCUAAAAAUACUUUCAAUAAUUAAUAAUAAUUUACUUUGAAAUAUAAAUGUCAAUUUUAAGUCUUGUCAAGCUUUGCCGUGGCAACAACUGUACUGUAGAUGUGAAAGUGCUAAAUAAUUAAGCCCUUUGAUUUUUUAAAUCAUAUUAACCUGCUUUUUAAUUAAGGGAAAUCCUUUCUGUUUGCUUUAUGCUUUGAGCACAUGUAUGCUACUGCUCUCAGUUUUAUUUCUGAACUCAACUAAUGCAGUCUAAUCCAACAGUCCUGCAGUAAAUCCUCCUUCAUGAUGGUUAUUAUCUGUUUGUGUUGAAACUGUUUUAGAGAUGUGUUGAUUCAACUGUAUGGUCAUUUUGGAAGCUGCAGUUUUUGUUUUUGAAGCCACACGUGUAUCAAAAUAAAGUAAUUGAACAAAUGAA